AUGCCGUGGCGCGCCGUUGUGGCCACCCUCGUCUGCUUCGCCGCGUUCUGCGCAUCCGUCCUCCUCUUCGGGUCCUUCUUCAUGCUCCGGCUGCUGCCCGGCGCCGGCCCUGUCAUGGCCGCACAGUGGAAGGGGGUCAGGGCCGUUGCCGCCGUCUUCGCCGCGGUGGUGGUCGGGGAAGCUGCCUCGUUGCCGCCGGUGGAUCCGCUAGAUAGACUAUACAAAGAUUAUACAUGCAUAUAUGGUUUGUCAGAGGACAUUACAGAAAAGCUCCUCACUAACUACUGA
Messenger RNA from Miscanthus lutarioriparius, 288 nucleotides. The record is from the annotation of a GenBank genome assembly. NCBI's taxonomy places the organism in Eukaryota, Viridiplantae, Streptophyta, Magnoliopsida, Poales, Poaceae.